Molecule: messenger RNA, 1992 nt
Organism: Pezoporus flaviventris
Lineage: Eukaryota; Metazoa; Chordata; Aves; Psittaciformes; Psittacidae
Product: torsin-1A-like
Exons: 5
Coding region: 44-1069 (341 amino acids)
Biological process (GO): protein localization to nucleus; nuclear membrane organization
Cellular component (GO): endoplasmic reticulum lumen; endoplasmic reticulum; nuclear envelope
Molecular function (GO): kinesin binding; ATP binding; ATP hydrolysis activity
Source: RefSeq, a predicted model, not a curated record
GCAUUGCGGGGCGGAAGCGGCGGCGGUUGGGGCCGGGCCGGUCAUGAAGCUAUGGCGGGGCCCGCUGAGGGCGGCCCUGGUGCUGCUGCCGCUCCUUACGCCUGCGAGUGCCGUGGAGCCCAUCAGCCUGGGGCUGGCGAUCGCGGGCGCUGCCGCCUCGGCCCUUACCGGCUUCAUCUCCUACCCGCGGCUCUACUGCUACUUCAGGGAGUGCUGCCUCCAGAAGCACGACCAGCGCGCCGCCGCCGCUCUGCAGGAGAACCUGGACAAGAAGCUGUUCGGGCAGCACCUGGUGAGCAAGGUGAUUGUGAAGGCCGUGAAGGGCUUCUUGAACAACAGCAAUGCCAAAAAGCCUCUUGCCCUUUCCUUGCACGGGUGGACCGGCACGGGGAAGAACUUUGUCAGUAAGAUAGUCGCCGAAAGCAUUUAUAAACGAGGCCUGCAGAGCAAAUACGUCCAUCAGUUCGUGGCAACUUUACACUUCCCUCAUGCUCACAGCAUCAAUCUCUACAAGGACCAGUUGCAGUCGUGGAUUCGGGGAAAUGUGAGCAUCUGUCCUAGAUCACUCUUCAUAUUUGAUGAAAUGGAUAAAAUGCAUGCAGGACUCAUUGACUCCAUCAAGCCAUUCCUGGACUACUAUGAGCUUUUGGAUGGGGUGUCUUACCGGCAAGCCAUCUUCAUAUUCCUCAGCAAUGCAGGAGCUGAAAAGAUAACAGAGGUGGCACUAGAUUUCUGGAGAAAUGGGAGGACAAGGGAAGAUAUACAGCUCUCAGAUAUCCAGAAUGCGCUGUCUGUGUCUGUCUUCAAUAACAAAAAUAGUGGAUUUUGGCACAGCACCUUGAUUGAUAGAAAUCUCAUUGACUACUUUGUUCCCUUCCUGCCUCUGGAAUACAAACAUGUGAAAAUGUGUAUCAGGGUUGAGAUUAAAUCCCGUGGCUAUGCUGUGGAUGAAGACAUCCUAAGCAGAAUAGCGGACGAGAUGACCUACUUCCCCAGAGAGGAGAGAAUUUACUCGGAUAAAGGCUGUAAAACUGUGGAUGCCAAGCUGGAUUAUUACUAUGACUUCUAACACUUUGUUGUUGCAACCUGUGAAGAAGCAAAUUUAACUUAAUCACAACGUGGAGAACCUGGGACAUUUCAUUUUUAAGCACUUUUUUACGAAAGGAACAUUACUUCCUUCCUGGUGUGUAAAUAAGUGGCAGUGCCUCUGCAUUGGUAUUCUGUCACUAGUCACGGCUCCCAGGUACGUCAGCCUUGUGUUGUCAAGGUAAGAACAAACUGUGUUGUAAAUGUGGGAGUCUGUGUCUGACAGCGCUCAAGACGCCUCUUGGAUCAUGUGUCAGUCUUCAGAGCCGUUUGCAGACUGUUGGCACCUAUAGAAGGAUGAGACUAUGGCCUAAUUUUAAUUGGAUUUUGGGUUGAUGUAGAUGAUCUCUAGACAAUAUUGAGAAUUUUAAUCGAAGUUCCUAUGUCUGUGUGUCAAACCAAGCAUAUGAACCUGUUUCAUGUGAAUAGUGUUCUGAGGGUGGAUUUAGUAUUACAAGGAGUAAGUUAAAAUCCUGGGCUGCCACAUCAGUGUAGUUGGUUCCUGGUUUUGGUUAGGUUUUGAUCUAUAACGAUGUUCACAGCAUGAUUGCCCAAGGGUGAGCUCAGGUUUGUUUUCUUACUGGUGAGUCAGCUGCAUGGAAAGGGUGUAUCUUAACAGGAAACAUGUACAGGUGAAAUUUUACAUGAAGGAAAUGGAAAAGAAGUUUUUUCACCUACAUGUAGAAUGUGGGGGACAGCUAGCAUGGUUUUGCCUUUUUCAUCUUCCUUGCAAUACUGUGUGUCUUUGAGGCAGGGAUGAAGACAGAUCCAAAACCAAAAGUGAAAUGUGUCAACUGAACUUAACUGCAGGAAGUGUCAGACUUGUUUCUGAGUGUGAGCACUGCAGACACUUUUUGUUUUCAUGCCAGUUUCUAUUCAAAAUAAACUCUUCUCAUCAUAAGUGUA